Messenger RNA from Sesamum indicum (sesame), 1714 nucleotides. NCBI's taxonomy places the organism in Eukaryota, Viridiplantae, Streptophyta, Magnoliopsida, Lamiales, Pedaliaceae. The record is from RefSeq and is a predicted model, not a curated record.
UCUCUUUUUUCGCGCUUUCACCGGAUCCUAUACAUUGUGCCUUCAAGUUUUCGUUUCUUCUUUUUUGGCCUCUGUUGCAAAUCAUCACUGAUUCUUUGCUUCUGCAGUCGGCUCUUUCUCUCUCUCUCUACUCUCUCUCAUGGAGACUCUGCAGAUCAUCCCGUCAAGAACUGUUGGCCCCGGAUUGAGAGAAAACAGCGUUUCCAGUUCUUUUAGUAGUGUUAGGCAAGUGGGAUUUGCUUCGUUGUUGUUUAGGAACAGAAAGGUUCAAUCUUUUUGUAUUAGAGCAAGAUCAUUCACUGAGGAUAGAAAUGAGGAGGAUCUUAUCAGUAGAAGUAGUAAUAGUGCUCAAAAUGAGGAACGAGACGAGCUUCUUUUAUUGGGAACCGAGAGAGAUAGUUCUGGCUCCGUUGUUGGGUUUCAGUUGAUUCCGCACUCUGCAAUCAGCCAUGAGAAAAUCCUGGAAACUCGAGAAAUUGUAACUAAUUCAGUGGAUGAGCUGGCUGAAAACGUUGAAACAAGUGAUCAAGCUUCAACCAGGACAACCUACAAUGUCAUUUUUGUAACUGCUGAAGCAGCUCCAUAUUCAAAGACCGGAGGCUUGGGAGAUGUUUGUGGCUCUUUACCUAUAGCAAUGGCGGCACGGGGGCAUCGUGUAAUGGUUGUCUGUCCAAGAUAUUUGAAUGGAAGUCCAUCAGAUAAAGCAUAUGCCAAUGCUGUUGAACUGGAACAACGGAGCCAGAUCUAUUGUUUUGGUGGUGUGCAGGAGGUCGGAUUCUUUCAUGAAUUCAGGGCUGGAGUUGAUUGGGUCUUUAUUGACCACCUUUCAUACCAGCGACUGGGAACUCCAUAUGGCGAUACUUUUGGUGCUUUUGGUGAUAAUCAGUUCCGGUUCACUUUGCUUUGCCAUGCUGCUUGUGAAGCUCCUUUAGUGCUGCCACUAGGAGGAUUUAAUUAUGGAGAAAAGUGCCUCUUUUUGGCAAAUGAUUGGCAUGCUGGCCUAGUUCCUGUACUCUUAGCAGCCAAGUAUCGUCCAUGUGGUGUAUACAAGGAUGCUCGGAGUAUCAUUGUAAUACAUAACAUAGCCCAUCAAGGAGUAGAGCCCGCAGCUACAUAUAGGAAUCUGGGAGUGCCUGGUGGGUGGUAUAAGGCGCUGGAAUGGGUGUUUCCCCCCUGGGCAAGGACACAUGCUCUAGACCCUGGUGAAGCCGUCAAUGUUUUGAAAGCUGCAAUUGUCACAUCGGACAGGAUAGUGACGGUUAGCCAGGGUUACUCCUGGGAAAUAACAACGCCUGAGGGUGGAUAUGGGUUACAUGAGCUCUUGAGCAGUCGUAGUACAGUUUUAACUGGAAUCACAAACGGAAUUGAUUGCAAUGAGUGGAAUCCAUCUAGAGAUGAGCAUAUUGCUUCUCAGUACUCUGUUCAUGACCUCUCAGGAAAGCUUGAAUGCAAGAUUUCACUGCAAAAAGAACUCGGCCUUCCCGUUCGAUCUGAUUGUCCUCUGAUUGGGUUUAUUGGGAGACUCGACUACCAGAAAGGCAUUGACAUUCUUCUUUCAGCUGUCCCAGAUCUAAUGCAUGAAGAUAUCCAACUUGUAAUGCUUGGGUCAGGAGAGAAACAAUAUGAAGACUGGAUGAGACAUUUAGAGGGCAUUUACAAAGACAAGUUCCGGGGUUGGGUUGGGUUCAAUGUUCCGAUUUCUCAUAGGAUUACG